AUGACAAUCAACCACGUCGUCAUCCUCGGCGCCGGACCCGCAGGCCUGGCCGCCGCCCUCGCCCUCGCCCGCUCCCCGGCGCCCAGCCCGCGCGUCACCGUGCUCGAGCUGCGCGCGCACCCGGCCCCGGCCCUCGGCGGCACCAUCAACCUGACGCCCCUGGCGAUGCGCUACCUGGACCGCCUCGGUGCGGGGGCCCGCCUCCGACCCCGCGGCAUCCCCGUGCGCGGCAUCGACAUCCUGUCCCUGCGGACGGGCCGCCCUCUCGGCCGCAUGUGGGACGGCGUCGACGCGUUGCGCGUGCUGCGGCAGGAGCUGGUCAGCGCGCUCGUGGAGACGGCACGAGAGGCCGGGGGUGUGGAGCUGAGGUACGGCGUGCGGGUCAUCGAGAUCGAGGAGUGGGGUGUCGCUGAUGGAGGAGAGGACGCCGGCGGUCUGGUGCUCAAGCUGGAGGACGGCGAGGAGAUCAGGGCUGAUAUGCUGGUCGGCGCGGAUGGGAUCCACUCGGUGGCGAGGAGGUUGGUGGUCGAGCCGGAGCGGAAGCCCGAGUACUCUGGCAAGGCGGCGGCGUACGGGUUCGUCCAGGUCGCGGAGCCGGGAAGCGUGGCGGUGACGCGGUCUGACGGCAAGCCUGCUGUGGAGGAUACGACUGUCGUCUCUGGGCAGUUCGGUUCCAUCAUGAUGACUUUCGGGGAGCCGGACAGACGAAAUCUUCAUAUCGGAGCCGUGAUGGGCAUGCGAGAGCAGGGAGAAUCUCGGGAGGGUUGGAAGGCUAGGGGAGACGACAGGCUGCAGGUCAAGUCCGACAUAUUGAAGAGGUUCGAUAACGGAAGUGUCCGGGGAUUAGUCGACGUGGUGCAAGAGUUGGAGGACUGGACCUUGUACCCCGUGUAUGUGCUACCGCCUGGUGGCAGAUGGUCGAAGGGGAGAGUCCUGCUGAUCGGCGAUGCUGCUCAUGCGAUGCCCCCUCAAGGUGAGAGCACUGGCCUCGCCAUUGAAGACGGCGUACUCCUUGCGAGGGUCUUGCAGCGUCAUACCAGUCGCAGCGUCUCGCAGCUGUGCGACGACUUUUUCACGCUGAGACAGAAGACCAUCGACAAAGUGUAUAAGGAGACGCUGUGGAGGUGGCAGCAUGCCGGAGGUGAAGACUCGGGCUGGCUAUGGGGGAUCGUCGUUGAGUGGAUGUCUAUGGUUUUCCUUACGCUGAUGAGCUAUCGCAAGGAGGACUAUUUUGCCAGCGAUGUGGAUAAAAUGCAACUUCCAGAGUAG
Molecule: messenger RNA, 1269 nt
Organism: Thyridium curvatum
Lineage: Eukaryota; Fungi; Ascomycota; Sordariomycetes; Thyridiales; Thyridiaceae
Exons: 2
Coding region: 1-1269 (422 amino acids)
Molecular function (GO): monooxygenase activity; FAD binding
Source: RefSeq, a predicted model, not a curated record